This is a messenger RNA of Prorocentrum cordatum, 591 nucleotides long. Lineage: Eukaryota; Dinophyceae; Prorocentrales; Prorocentraceae. The record is from the annotation of a GenBank genome assembly.
GCCGCCUCGCCCGACGACGUGGCGCUGUGCGAGGGCGCCCGGGCCGCGGGCCUGCGGCUCGCCGCCCGCCGGGCCCACGGCGGCGGGGCGCUCCUGGAGGUCCACGGGCCCGCCCCCGGGCAGUGCGGGGAGCACGCCGUGGCGCAGGUGCUCGAGUUCGACUCGGACCGGAAGCGCAUGAGCGUGGUGUGCGCCCAGGCGGACGGGUCCGCGGUCGUGUACACCAAGGGCGCGGACGCCGCGCUGGAGCCGCUGCUGGCCGGCGGCGGGCUCGGGGCCGGCGCGCGGGCGGCGCUGGCCGACUUCUCGGCGCAGGGCCUGCGCACCCUGGUGUGCGCCCGCCGCGAGCUGCCCGCCGCCGAGUACGCGGCCUGGAAGGACCGAGGAGUGGGACGCCGCCAGCCGAGCCCUCGAGGGGCGCGCGGCGCUGGUGGCGAAGGCCGCCGCCAAGGUCGAGGUGCGGCUGCGCUUCCUGGGCAUCACGGCCGUGGAGGAGAUCGACCGCCUGCAAGACCACGUACCCGAGACCAUCGCGGCCCUGCGCGGGGGUGCGGGCAUCCGGCUGUGGGUGCUCACGGGCGACAAGGUUGA